This is a messenger RNA of Morone saxatilis (striped sea-bass), 1684 nucleotides long. RefSeq names its product NOP2/Sun RNA methyltransferase 5 (gene nsun5). The record is from RefSeq and is a predicted model, not a curated record. Gene Ontology annotation, cellular component: nucleolus. Gene Ontology annotation, biological process: rRNA base methylation. NCBI's taxonomy places the organism in Eukaryota, Metazoa, Chordata, Actinopteri, Moronidae. Gene Ontology annotation, molecular function: methyltransferase activity.
GAAUGCGUCCGGACAGUUGUCACGAGUUAAAAACCAACAAGUAGUCCGGCUCGUUAGCUCGCUUCAAGUGAGUUGAGUCGCCAUGGCUCUGUACGUGAAAGCCGCGGACGUCCUGGAGAAAGCCGAGAGGAAGCAGGGCGCGUUGAAAACUCUAGUUUACGACAGUAAGUUUGGGAACAUCAAGCAGCUGUUCGCUCUGGUUUGUGAGACCCAGAAGUUCUCGUCCAUCCUGGAGGAGAUCAUCGAGUCCACCAAGCUGCUCAAACACACCAAGCUGAGGAUCCACCUGGCCAAGGUGCUGGUCUACGACCUGCUGAUGGGGCAGGGGCUGAAGUGCGGCGGCUCCUGGAAGGCCAUGAUGAUGAAGCAUCGCUCCAGACUGCAGGCGGUGCUGGCCCGCAUGAAGGUGAAACAGAAGGUCAGUAAGAAUGAAGACCUGCUCCCGGUCAGCGUCCAGAAGCCCGCCGGGGACCGACUGCCCAGGUAUGUGCGUGUGAACACCCUGAAGACCACCGUGGAGGAUACCGUGGACUACCUGAAGAGGGAUGGUUUCUCCUACCUGGGACAGGCCUCCAGGCUGGAUGACUUCACCCUGAAGGAGAAACACUUUGUGAGGGACAUGCACCUGCCAGAGCUGCUGGUCUUCUCUCCUAAAACCGACUUCCAUGACCACUUCCUGUACAAGUCCGGACACAUCAUUCUGCAGGACAAAGCCAGCUGCCUCCCCGCCUACCUGCUCAACCCCCCGCCUGGCAGCCACCUCAUUGAUGCCUGUGCCGCCCCGGGCAACAAAUCCAGCCACCUGGCAGCCAUCGUAAAGAACAAGGGCAGGCUGUUUGCCUUUGAUUUGGAUGCCAAGCGCCUGGCCACCAUGUCGACUCUCCUGCUCCGAGCUGGGGUCACCUGUCAGCAGCUGGCCAACCAGGACUUCCUGAAGGUGGACCCUGAAAGCCCGCAGUAUAAAGAUGUCGAGUAUGUCCUGCUGGAUCCGUCCUGCAGCGGAUCAGGUAUGGUGUGUCUCCGGGACGAUGCCUCCUCUGCAGACCAGGAGAAGAAUCAGGCUCGUCUGGCCUCCUUGGCCUCUUUCCAGCUGCGGUGCCUGAACCACGGCCUCAGGUUCCCUCGGCUGAAGCGCCUGGUCUACUCCACCUGCUCCAUCCACCGCCAGGAGAACGAGGACGUUGUAGCGGCCUGUCUGCAGGAGAACCCUGGCUUCAGGUUGGUUCCUCUGCUGGGUCAGUGGCCUGAACGAGGCCUGGAGCCGCUCACUCAGUGUCUGCGAGCCAGCACCACCAAGACCCGCACGCAUGGCUUCUUCGUGGCUCUGCUGGAAAGAUACAGUGAGGCUGGGAAUGAGAAGCAGGAGCCAGCGGUUCAGAUAUGUGACGUGGAGUCGACACCACGCAGCCCGUCCACCGGCGAGAAGAGACCCGCAGGUUCAGAAGAAGAGUCUGAAGCUUCAGAGAUAGAGGACAAACCGACACCUGCAGCGGGACAGGAUGACAGCACACCUGGCAAGAAGAGGAAGAGGAAGAGGAAGAGGAAGAAGAAGAAGAAGAAGGCGGCAGCAGCAGCAACAGUGGAGUGAUGAUACGUUUAAAAUGGGACUGCUUCCAGCAUGUUGUCUGCAGGGACUGCUCUAUGUGGGAAUGUAACUGAAAAGUAAAGAUUAUUUUUUACUCUA